Molecule: messenger RNA, 2314 nt
Organism: Solenopsis invicta (red fire ant)
Lineage: Eukaryota; Metazoa; Arthropoda; Insecta; Hymenoptera; Formicidae
Product: synaptic vesicular amine transporter
Exons: 7
Coding region: 528-1826 (432 amino acids)
Biological process (GO): aminergic neurotransmitter loading into synaptic vesicle; transmembrane transport
Cellular component (GO): terminal bouton; synaptic vesicle membrane
Molecular function (GO): serotonin:sodium:chloride symporter activity
Source: RefSeq, a predicted model, not a curated record
UUAGAACGGUCUUUCAAGUGACAAAAAAAAAAAGAGAAAAGAUAAGAGAAAUUCGAAGGAAUCUACUUAAAUUACGUGUUUAUCAGGUCGCCGAAGAGAAAGAGAGAAAGAGACGUACAACUUUUUUAAAUUCGGAAAACUUUUGUUUCAAAUAAAUAGAUUGAGAAGUCGUCCGAUUUUUAUUUCAAAAUAGAUUGAGAAGAUACACCGUCCCAAAUAAUACACUUCUGAAUCACAGGACCUCGUCUAUCUGACUCGCUUCCUUUUCUUUUGAAACAUUUAUAUUGAAGAUUUAAUUGAGACAAAUCAAUUUUAUUUUUUACAUUUUGCUUCCAUACUUCAUUUUAAUAAUAUUGUCUCUAAAUCCGAUUAAUUACCGAUCUGUUAAUUAUCGAAGAUUAAAAAUUACUACCCACAAACUUUCGUUAAAGAUACAUUCUUAACUUCUUGCCAAAUUCUUCGCGGAUACAGUGGCUCUCAGUGCGUUCGAUUUUUUUUCCACCCUACACCGAGAUCAAUGAUCAAGGAUGAGAUUAGACGAUCUGAACAACAGUCGCGUGAUCACCGUCGCAGUGGUCUAUCUCAGUCUCUUCCUGGAUAAUGUGUUGUUGACGGUAGUCGUGCCGAUUAUCCCGGAUUAUCUGUGCACGCUCGACGCGAAUACGACCGCGAGCGCCGAAGAGGACGAAAACGGUCGAGUGGGAUUACUCCUGAGCUCGAAGGCUCUGGUCCAAUUAAUUUUGAAUCCCGCCGUGGGCACUCUCACCGGUACUCUGGGCUACGCCAGACCUCUGUUCCUGGGAAAUCUCAGUCUCUUGCUAGCUGCUUUGCUGUUUGCCUUCGGACAAACGUACGAGAUACUGUUCUUGGCGCGAAGCAUUCAAGGUAUAGCUUCAGCGUGUAUAGCAGUUUCCGGCAUGUCAUUGGUCGCCUCUCAAUAUUCCGAGGAGGACGAAAGGUCCAAAAUCAUGGGUUUCGUUCUCGGCAGUAUCGCUCUGGGUGUCCUCCUAGGCUAUCCAAUCGGCUCCGUGCUAUACGAUCUCGAGGGAAAAAUGGCACCUUUUCUAUUGGUGUCCAGUCUCAUCAUUUUAGUAAUUUGUCUGCAAGUUCUGACGUUAGGUGUUCAAACCACCGCCAAGCCAAGCGAGCAGCAAACUACUUGGCUGCAUUUAUUGUCCAAUAUACCCAUCCUCAUUAUCUCUGGUGCAAUUUGGUGCUCGACGUCGCCGAUGGCGAUAUUAGAACCCUGCUUGCCGAUUUGGCUCAGGACUCACAUAAAACCUAAGAAAUGGCAAUUGGGCACGGUAUUCAUACCGGACAGCGUGGGCUACUUAAUCGGGACCAACUUCUUUGGCGUGAUAGCGUAUCGUUACGGGCGCAGCAAAGUGGCGAUCCUGGCUAUGUUCGUGGUCGGCGUUAGCGCCAUUCUAAUCCCGUCUGCGAAUACAAUGUCGCAGUUGAUAUUCCCGCAUCUGGGAAUGGGUCUGGGCAUCGGCGUUGCGGAUGCAGCUCUGGUGCCGUUGUUGGCCAGUUUAGUGGACCGAAAUGGCAACUACGGACCCGUUUAUUCGAUCCAACAAGUGGCUGUCAGUUUGGCUUACUCCUUAGGGCCUAUCACGGGUGGCGAAAUGGUCAAAGCUAUUGGAUUCCCGUGGGUCAUGCGAGUCGUGGGCAUCGUGAAUGUAGCGUACUGUCCAUUGUUGAUAUACCUCACGUUGGAACGAAGAAAGUUGUUGGAGAGGAAAGAGGAAAAGAAGGACUACGACACGUUUCAAAAAUCCAUCACGCCCUACGAAAGAUUUCACGAUUCCGACGAAGAUCUUUGACAGUAAACGAGAUACAUUUUUAGCAAUAAUCACAAACUGAAUGUUAAUUAACUCGGAGAAACUUUGUAAAUUGUUACAUAUACGAAAAGAACAAUUUUACUGCGCUUUAUCUAAAAAAAAUUUAGCUAGAUACAGAUCAGAAAAUAAUUUUAUGUUAGGCCAUCAAAAUAAUUAUAUCGGAGCAUGAUAAUGUUACGUAAAAUAGUUUUGAUAUUCUAGCAGCCAAGCUAAACAUCCAAUACAAUUUUUUUUUAAUGUAAAAUUCAACAGAAUUAUUUUCAAUUCUGUGUUUUAGCAAAAUUGUUCUUUCCGUGCGUGUUAACAUUUUUUUCUUUUUUCAUUUCGAGAGAUAUGGUUCAUCAGUUGUGUUUUUAAAAAUAUUAUAUCGUCUGUUUAUUAUAUAAUAUAAUUUUCGCGAGCCAUUGUCUCCAUUUUAGACAAUUGCGCGAUGUCAAAUAUCAUUAAAUUCGCUUUUGAACACCUCGAAA